This is a messenger RNA of Austrofundulus limnaeus, 5530 nucleotides long. RefSeq names its product collagen type XX alpha 1 chain (gene col20a1). Lineage: Eukaryota; Metazoa; Chordata; Actinopteri; Cyprinodontiformes; Rivulidae. Gene Ontology annotation, molecular function: integrin binding; extracellular matrix structural constituent; proteoglycan binding. Gene Ontology annotation, biological process: nervous system development; cell-matrix adhesion; cell-substrate junction assembly. The record is from RefSeq and is a predicted model, not a curated record.
AAAGAAAACAGCACAUUAGGUUUCUUUAUUUUCAUCAAAACGGAGGAACAUUUAGUCAUUUAAAGGGUUAACAUGAUCCCAAGUCAGCUUCCUGUUGCGCACCUGGAUGACGUAACUCAAACCACUUAGUUUUCUAAAUCCUCAGUUAUAAAAGAUAUAAAUGCAAUGUUUUAUUUUCUAAUAAGGCUUAGUGUGUUUGUUACAUUUCUGUAUAAAAUGAACUAACUUCCUGUGGAGCGUUUGUGUGUUUGUGCAGGAAACAUUCCUCAGAGAGCCACUCCCAUGGAGCAGCAGGAGGAGGACCCCCUGCUUCAGAUUUCAGCCCCUCAGACAGGAGCAGAGCUGCUUUCACAGUUCAGCAGAGCGUUUGUUGACAUCCCCGCUCUGGAAUGCCGUGUGGAGUCUGUCUGAGGGAAUAACCUGCUCUCAGGCCCCACUCAUGUCUGCUCAUCUUCUUGCCUCACCUCCAUCGUCCUGGCUGAUGCUGCGUUUCCUGCUCAGUGUGGUCUUGCUGCUGUCCUCGGGGGUCCAAGGCCAGGGUCGUCUGAAGCUGACGGUUCUGUCUGAGGACAGGUUGCAGAUGAAAUGGAAGGAGGCUGACGGACCCGUUCAGGGCUACAAAGUCCGAGUCAGAACCACUUCUGAGGAGCUACAACCAGAGCUGAUGCUGACCACCACCAGGGGCCGGGCCACAGUAGCAGGACUGGACUCCAGGCAGGAAUACUCUCUCCAAGUCUUUGUGCUGAACGGGACCACAGAGAAACUUCUAGCAAAGAGAAGAUUCACCAUGGAGGGUCUGCGAGAAGAGGAGAUGAUCCGCAGCGGUGGUCGUGAGAACAGGAAGAAGAUGCCAGGUGGGUCGGGGUCAGGGGAUCUGGAUGAUGUGACGGAGCCUCUGCUGGGUCCGCCAACAGUUCGGUUCCCGGACCCGACAACCACCAUGGCUGCCGCUGUCGCCACCGCAGAGCCCCCAGCGACAACAACCCCUUCUGAACUCCCUGAUGAGACCCCAGAGAGACUCACCAAAGAGAAGAGGAGGAGGCAGAAAGAAAAGGAGCGAGGUGGUUCCACUGUGCAGAUCAAAGAAGAGCAGGGGACCAAACAGGGGAUGUCUCAGAGGAAACCGUACGAGUGCGACAGCGAUGCAGCUGCAGACAUCGUGCUGCUGGUGGAUGGUUCCUGGAGCAUCGGACGCACCAAYUUCAGGCGGGUCAGAGACUUCUUGGAGGGUCUGAUGACACCUUUCCACAUCGGGCCAAACCACAUUCAGAUUGGUCUGACCCAGUACAGUGGAGACCCCCGCACAGAGUGGCACCUCAACAAAUUCACCACCAAAGACCAGCUGCUGGAGGCAGUCAGGAACUUCAGAUACAAAGGAGGAAACACAUUUACAGGACAUGCGCUGCUCCACGUCAUGGAGGAAAACAUGAAACCUGAGRCAGGCGCGAGACCCGAGGCGCCGUUUUUCUUGGUCCUGCUGACYGACGGGAAGUCUCAGGAUGAUGCGAUCGCUGCAGCGAACCGGCUGAAGAAYGCAGGCGUUGAAAUCAUUGCUGUAGGUGUGAAGAACGCAGAUGAGGCUGAGCUGAGGCAGGUGGCAUCAGAACCAGUUGAUCUUAACGUUUACAACGUGAAUGACUUCCCCCUGCUCGCCAAACUGGUGGCUCGUCUGGUUCACAUCCUGUGUAGAAGGAUAAAAGACCGGGGCAUCACAAAACGGAUGGAGCCUGGGCCCACGGCAGACCCAGUCCUCUCCUACCCGAGUCCGGCGGAUCUCCGCUUCUCUGAACUUGGAUCCAGGCAGGUGAAGCUGCACUGGACCAAUCCAUCGAAGCCAGUCCAGCAGUACAGAGUGGUGUACCACAGCGCUGACAGUCAGAGUCCCCAGGAGGUGGUCUUAUUAGGCUCAAAGUCCACCGUUCUGCUUGACGGCCUCUCGUCUCAAACGUUGUACCACGUCUCCAUCUUCCCUGUGUACGAUGAUGUCGUGGGCCUGGCGCUCAGAGGAACCGUCACAACAUUGCCGCUCACCAUGCCAGCCAACUUGGAGGUGGUUCCUUCUUCUUACAGCACGCUGCGAGUGAGCUGGAGUCCAACCCCUGGUGCCACUCAGUACAUGAUCCUGUACUCGGCGCUCAACGACGGAGAGCCGGAUGAUGCAAAGGAGGAGAGGUUCAGCGCUGAUCGGACAACGUUGGAGCUGGCAGGGUUACUACCAGAAACAGACUACUCUGUCACUCUUUACGCUCUCUAUGACGAGGAGCCCAGUGAUCCAGUUACCUCUGUUGCCACCACCUUGGCUCUCCCAGCUCCUGUAAGUAUUCAGUUCCCAGUGGUGACCCACAGUAUGCUGAAGGUGAGCUGGGUCCCCGGCGCCGUGGACGUACCCAGCCACAGAAUCACCUACAGCACCAACCACGGCAGCGACGUCAAGCAGGUGGAGGUAACGGGGGUGAACUCAGUCCUGGUGCAGAACCUCUUGUCUCUGUCCAGAUACCUGGUCUCAGUCCAGUCUCUUUACCCACAAGGCCCGUCUGCUGCUCUCACCAGCAACAUCACUACGUUAAAGGUGCCUGCUCCAUCAGACCUCAGAGUGACAAACUUCUCAGGCAGUGACGUCACCGUCCACUGGGAAGCUGCAGCUGAUGAUGUCGUCUCCUACCUGAUUAAAUGGAUCUCUCUGAGUGGAGGAGACCUGAGACAGCUGAAGGUGAACGGUGAGAGCGAAGGAGCAGUCCUGGAGGGAGUGGAGGAUGAUAAAGAAUACCAGAUCUCUCUGUCUGCUCUUUAUGGAGAUGGAGCUCAGAGUGAAGCGGUGGCCAUUCGCUACAGCACCUUAUCAGGUGGAGGCCCCUCCGGCGUCACUGUUUCAGAGGAAACCCCGGUCAGCCUGGUGGUCAGCUGGGUGCCCCCCAACGUUCACGUCCUGCAGUACCGUGUAACCUACACGCCUCUGACAGGAGCUGAGAGCCAGGACAGAACCGUGUUGGUGCCAGGUGGGGACAAACAGGUGGUGUUGGAGUCGUUGCAGCCAGACACUCGUUACAGCAUCCUGGUCACGGCCGAGUAUCGUGGCAGAGAGGGAGGCAGCGGAUCAGCUCAAGGCAAAACCACCAGUCUGCGAGUGAGCAGCGUCAGCGUGGUCCGGUCAGACCACUCCAGCAUAUGUUUGUCGUGGAGACCAGUGACCUCGGUGGAUGGAUACAGGAUUGUCAUUCAGUCCGUUAAAGACAAACGGACAAAUCAGGAUGUUGUGGACGAGUCCAGCAGCAGUUACUGCUUCACUGAUUUGGAACCAGAGACUCUGUAUUGGAUCAGCAUGCACUCGCUGCUCGGCCCGAUAGAAGGCGCCGCCGUCUCCAUCCUCCAUCCAACAGCUCCAGCUCCUGUCAGAGUUCACAUCUACCCUCAGAUGUACCCGAUCCAUAAUGAAGUUUGUCCUGAAGUCACCAUCAGAAACAGCAUUGUUAAAGGUUUAUUCACCCUGCAGGUUUCUCUCCGGACCACACCAUCAGCAUCUCCUUCCGGCUGCUGCAGGAUACACCCAGGGAGCCCUUUGCUCUCUGGCAGCUCACCGACAGCGACUUCCAGCCAAAGAUGGGGGUGGUUAUCAACCCUUCUACCAAACAUCUGAUGUACUUCAGCCUGGACUACAGAGGAGAGGUUCAGGAGCUGACGUUCGAUCAGCCGCAGGUUCACAAGCUGUUCUACGGAAGUUUUCACAAGGUUCACCUGUCUGUUAGCCAGGUGAGCAUAUCUUUGUCUGUGGACUGCCAGCAUGUAGGUGAGAGACCGGCCCGUCCUCUUGGAAACCUGCCGACCGACGGCUUCGAGAUGCUGGGGAAACUGGUGAAAACAAGAGGACCCAACAGUGGCUCCGCCCCGUUUCAGCUGCAGUCCUUUGAGAUCGUCUGUAACACCACGUGGGCUUCAGACGACACCUGCUGCGAUCUGCCCGGAGUGAGAGAUGAAGAGAGCUGUCCUGCUCCUGCCUACAAGUGUACCUGUUCCUCUGAUGCUCCAGGAGCUUCAGGUCUCCCCGGGUCAACUGGGAGGCCAGGAUCUCGAGGAGAGAAAGGGGACAAAGGAGAUCAGGGCCAAAAGGGGGAGGUGGGCCCCCCAGGAAAGGCUGGACUUGAGGGAAGCCUUGGACCUGUGGGCAGCGUAGGACCACGAGGCAUUACGAUGCAGGGAAAAAUGGGUCCUCCAGGAGCACGGGGAGAAAAAGGAGAUCCAGGGCAACCAGGAGUACAGGGUUCACCAGGACCUCCAGGUCCAAAGGGGGAGGUGGGGGUCCCAGGCCCCCAGGGUAUCAGGGGUGUGGAGGGAAACAUCGGCCCCCCCGGCAGCACUGGAGCCAGGGGUUUCCAGGGAGUUCCAGGACACCCAGGACCUGUUGGGGACAGGGGACCCCCGGGGUCUGUUGGACCAACGGGUCUGUCAGGAAAUAAAGGGGAACAAGGUGAAAAGGGGGAGCCUCAGUCUAUGGCCAUGAUCUACCAGCUGGUCACACAGGCCUGUGAGCAGCUCAUACACAAGGAAGUGUUGAAACUCGACAUGUACAUCGAUAAGAUCAGUCGUAAGCCAGCUCCUAUAGAGGAGCCUCUGGGGGCCCCGGGAGAACCAGGUAUACCGGGGCCCAGGGGUCCACCGGGUGCCAGGGGCCACCAGGGGAGCGUGGGCUCACGAGGCAGAACCGGCAGGGCGGGGUAUCCAGGAGAACAAGGGAGGAGGGGGCUUCCAGGGGAGAAGGGGGACGCUGGCAGCAGAGUCCAGGGACCCCCAGGGAUCAAAGGAUUUGCAGGCCCUGCUGGAGAGACUAAGACAGGAGACCCAGGUCCAAAAGGAGAUGAUGGCAACUCAGGACCACUAGGGAUUCCAGGACCCCCAGGUCAGCCAGGCGAGGUUGGACCACCGGGUGCGUGUGACAGCAGUGGAGGCUGCCAAACAGUUCCUGAACAAACAGAAGACCCGUAUUAUGGCUACGAGCCCUGAGAGGAGGAAACCAUGACCGAUGUACUACUGUUCUUACAUCAGAACUAAAUAACAGACUCAGAAAGGAGCUAGAAAAGGACACAGACCAAAUUCAGAUUCUUGAACGAUGUGGUAGUUUCACAUAAAAAAUAAAAAUUGGCAAUGAUCAAGCCAAAAAUAAACAUUCUCUGAGGGAUCAGUUAAUCUCAUACAAGAAAUUAGCACUGAAACUUUUUGUUUCAAAUGUUUUAUGUAUUCAUGCACUGUUAAAAAUGUCUAUAAAAUUUGUAUUUUAUUUGCAUUUUAACCUUAACUGCCUCAAAAUACAGAGAAAGCAUAUUCCAUGGUGGAAAAGCUCUUUGUUUUUUUCUCCCAUGGCAUAAACGAAACUGUGAGAAAAAUGUCAUAUGGAUGAUAAUUUGUAUAUUUUUAUGACAUUUAUUGUAUCUUUCUAUUCAUGUAUAUUUUAUUCUGUAUAAAUUCUAACUGAUGAUUUUUUUUCUAAAUAUUUGUAAUAAUUAUUUGUGUGGAAAAAUUAAAAUGUCAUGUCUUUUUC